GAGUCCGGGAAACUCAGCCAUAGAUCUUACGACGUCUCUGACUGAAUGUCAGUGAAGCUGGCUCGCGGGACCGCUGUCCUGCCUUACCACUGACUCGAGGUUUCAGUCAGAACUUCAGACAUUUUCUUCUUAUUUACUUUCCCAAAAUGCCCAGAGGCAAGAAACCAGUUUCAGCCGCAGUUCGUUUUUGGGGAUGAUGGUGGGAGAGGCUGGAAUCCUAAUUAGGAUAACUGUAACAAAUGAUUUAUAUAUGCAAAUGGCCCACAGCAAAGGCAAAAAGGAGAUUAUGUAUUAUAAUAUAACAAUAGCAUACCUUGAGAUCAUGUAAUGGCUAAAUUCAUUUGUGGGAAAACUUGGGGAAACGUUUCCUAAAUUUAAACACAUUAAGUAAAUAAUUCCUGGUGAUUUUACAGUGUCGGUUUAGCUAAAUAACUGUAUAUGUUAUUUAUAUAUUGAAGCAGCAAAACAAGUCUCUUGUGGGUCCGUUUUGGCCUGUUGGCCGCCAGUGGCUGACCCCUCAUGACACGCAGUAUUACUGGCUAACCAUGAACCACAGAACUCAAAUCCACUGCUGAUCUCGUGUAAUCCAUCAACUAGUGCUCGUUUCUGCUCAGUAGUGCCACAGUAGCCAGGCGCCUUGCAUCCCCACGUGUUUGUACAGAGGAGGAGGUUGAGGACCACGGGGCAGGAUCUCCGAGAGGGUUGUGAAGUGGGUGGGAUUCUGAACUCCCCGUUUAGUUUAGUGACCUUAUGACGAGCUGGGAAAGAAUGGGGGGGGGAACAAAUGCGCUGUGCCUUUAAGAGUCGAGCAGCGAGAGCUGGCAGUGGGGCCCUGAGUUGAGCUCAAACCAGUCAUAGCCCUGGAACGGCUGCCAGAUGUAACACAGCAGCAACCAGAAACACAGCACAGCAAAGCACAGCUUGCCCCCGCACAACCAGGCAGCGCCACUCGCUUUGCCGAGGAGGGAGACGAGGUUACGGUUACGGCGCCUCAAUCAGUUGGACAUCCUCAGGCACAGGCAGAGAAGAGCAUGCCUAUUUCAGUGUUUUGAAGUUAUGGAGUUGGAAAACACGGCUGAACCGGAGAGCUACAAUGAGAUUCCUCCUGAGGUGGCGGGGCGUCGACGCAGCAUGCCAGGCAGCCCGCUGGACAAGAGCCCCCCCAUGGAGCCCACCCCUUUCAAAGUCACGGGUUUCCUGAGCCGUCGACUGAAAGGCUCCAUCAAGCGCACCAAGAGUCAACCCAAGCUGGACCGCAACAGCAGCUUCAGAAACAUCCUGCCAGGCUUCAGGACUGCAGACAAUGACAGAUCCCAUCUGAUGCCGAGGCUGAAGGAAUCGCGGUCUCACGAGUCGUUGCUCAGCCCCAGCAGUGCAGUGGAAGCGUUGGAUCUCAGCAUGGAGGACGAGGUGUUGAUCAAGCCGGUGCAUAGCAGCAUCCUGGGCCAGGACUACUGCUUCGAGGUUACUACUUCCACUGGAACCAAAUGCUUUUCAUGCCGGUCGUCUGCUGAGAGGGACAAAUGGAUGGAGAACCUAAGGAGAGCUGUACAUCCAAAUAAAGACAAUAGUCGUCGUGUGGAGAACCUUUUAAAAUUGUGGAUUAUUGAGGCCAAGGACCUUCCUGCCAAGAAAAGGUACUUCUGCGAGUUGUGCCUGGAUGACACUCUUUAUGCCCGGACUUCCUGCAAACUGAAAACAGACAAUGUGUUCUGGGGGGAGCACUUUGAGUUCAACAACUUACCGGCCGUCAGCAGUGCCACCGUCCACCUGUACAAGGAGUCGGACAAAAAGAAAAAGAAGGACAAGAACAACUACGUGGGCCUGGUCAACAUUCCCGUCUGCGCCGUGACGGGACGCCAGUUUGUGGAGAAGUGGUACUCCGUGAGCACGCCCAACCCGAACAAAGGGAAAACCCCCGGACCGAUGAUUCGCCUCAAGUCGCGGUACCAGAGCAUGAGCAUCCUGCCCAUGGAGUUAUACAAGGAGUUCGCCGAGUACAUAACCAACAACUACAUGCUGCUGUGCUCCGUCCUGGAGCCGGGUCUCAGUGUGAAGAACAAGGAGGAGAUGGCCAGCGCCCUGGUCCACAUAUUGCAGAGCACCGGCAAGGCCAAGGACUUCCUGACUGACCUUAUGAUGUCGGAAGUGGAUCGCUGUGGGGAGAACGAGCAGCUGAUCUUCAGGGAGAACACGCUGGCCACCAAAGCCAUCGAGGAGUACCUUAAGCUGGUGGGGCAGAAAUACCUGCAGGAUGCACUAGGUGAGUUCAUCAAAGCCCUGUACGAGUCAGACGAGAACUGUGAGGUGGACCCAGGGAAGUGUUCUUCAGGAGACCUUCUUGAGCACCAGAGCAACCUGAAGAUGUGCUGUGAGCUGGCCUUCUGCAAGAUCAUCGACUCCUACCGUGUUUUUCCACGGGAGCUGAAGGAGGUGUUUGCCUCUUGGAGGCAGGAAUGCAGCAGUCGUGGUCGGCCUGACAUAAGCGAGCGUCUGAUCAGCGCCUCUCUGUUCCUGCGCUUCCUGUGUCCAGCCGUCAUGUCCCCGUCUCUCUUCAACCUGAUGCAGGAGUACCCCGACGACCGGACCGCACGCACCCUAACACUCAUCGCCAAGGUCACGCAGAACCUCGCCAACUUCACCAAGUUUGGUAACAAGGAGGAGUACAUGUCCUUUAUGAACCAGUUCCUGGAGCACGAGUGGACCAACAUGCAACGCUUCCUGCUGGAGAUCUCUAACCCAGAGACCAUCUCCAACACGGCCGGGUUCGAGGGUUACAUCGACCUGGGCCGGGAGCUCUCCACACUGCACUCCCUGUUGGCCGAGGCGGUGUCCCAACUGGACCAGAGCACAGCCUCCAAGCUGGGUCCGCUGGCCCGUAUCCUGAGAGACGUGAACUCAGCCCUGACCAACCCGUCUGGAGUCCAAGUGUCCAGUACCACGGAACGGAUGGGUUCUCCCCCCCUCCCCCUGGCAGGGUGCAGCCUCUCCACUGGCCUCCCGCUCCACAAGAUGGUCGUGGACAGCGAGCUGUCUGGGUUGGUGGAUUUCACCAGGCUGCCGUCCCCAACUCCCGAGAACAAGGACCUGUUCUUCGUGACACGGAACUCGGGGGUCCAGCAGUCUCCGGCCAGGAGCUCCAGCUACUCGGAGACCAACGAGGCCGACGCGCAGCUCCCCAACGGCAGCAAGAGUCUGUCCAUGGUGGACCUACAGGACGGCCGCAGCCCGGAGAGCACCCCAGGCCCGGCCGCCCCCGGCGACAGCCAGUCCCCCUCUGGGCCCGGGUGCUGGACGACCCGCCCCACUCAGGGCCUCGUCCCCGGCCUCGUCCCCGGCCUCAUCCCCGGCCCUGGCGCCGGUCCCACCCUGAGGAGGACGGGCCAGACUCCCAACACGGACGGCAGCGCCCCGGCCCCUGGGAGGCCCUCGCAGCUCCUGGCUCCGCUCUCCUUCCAGAACCCAGUGUACCAGAUGGCCACCGGCAUGACCGUGAGCGUCUCCCCCCGGGGGCCCCUGGCCGACUCGGGCUCCGAGGGCCACAGCUCGGUCAGCUCCCAGGGGAACAACGCGGAGGAGGCCCCGAAGCACCCGGGGGUCUUCCUCACCCAGGGGGUGGCGGUAGGUGGCGGGGGAGGCGCCGAGGAUUUUGCGCGGCGCUCCGGCGAGUUCACCGCCCGCCGGCAGCUGUCCCUCACGGAGCCACAGCACCCGUCCAACGUGCCGCGGCAGAACAGCGCCGGCCCCCAGCGCAGGAUAGACCAGCCCCCUCCGCCCGUCACCCGGGGCAGGACUCCGCCCAACAUGCUCCAGACGGCCUACCCAGGACCACGCCCCUCCAGUGGCAGCAUGAUGUCUUCAUCCCCCGACUGGGGGCCCAAUGGCGGCACCCGGAUGAGGCAGCAGUCGUCGUCAUCCAAAGGGGACAGUCCUGAGACCAAGCAGCACACGGCACACAAAGCUCCUUCCCCUGUGAACCCCAAUGCCCUGGACCGAACUGCUGCCUGGCUGUUGAAUAUGAAUGUGCAGUAUUUAGACCAUGAGGGAGUUGACCCAGAUACCAAACACAGGGAAGACCUCCAAAACAUAGAGGAACUCACUCAAACUGAAAAGUACCAACAGGAGAUCGCCAUUCUGCAAGAGAAGCUGCACCUGUCGGCCAAGAAGCUGGAGGAGUAUGAAUGUCACCUGAGUGGCCAGGACGAGCAGACCCAGAAGAUGCUGCUGGAGUACCAGGCUCGUCUGGAGGACACGGAGGAGCGCCUGCGUCGCCAGCAGGAGGACAAGGAGCUCCAGAUGAAGAGCAUCAUCACCAGGCUAAUGUCGGUUGAGGAGGAGCUGAAGAAAGAUCAUUCGGAUAUGCAAUCGAUAGUGGACUCAAAACAGAAGAUCAUUGAAGCCCAGGAGAAACGCAUCGCCUCUCUGGACGCAGCCAACGCCCGCCUGAUGAGCGCCCUGACCCAGCUCAAGGAGCGCUACAGCCUGCAGACACGCAACGGCAUCUCCCCCACCAACCCCAGCAAGCUCCAGAUCACGGAGAACGGAGAGUUCCGGAACAGUGGCAACUGCUAGGGAGCACGGAGGAGGCUGACUGCAAGGUUUGGCCUUGGUGAGGAAGGAGGAUCUAGGGGUGAGGAAGGAGAAUCUAGGGGUGAGGAAGGAGGUUCUAGGGGUGAGGAAGGAGGUUCUAGGGGUGAGGAAGGAGGUUCUAGGGGUGAGGAAGGAGGUUCUAGGUGUGAGCCACACCGAGCGACUCCAGAGAAACAGAAUCAUACUGUACUGUACAAAUCCAUUAUUUUCAAUGGAUGACCUCAUGGUCACAGAAAGGAGUCAUCCAUUACAUACCAGAGGUAGGAUGACAGCUCUCGGUGAACAAUAUAAAGGACUUAUAUAAAAGGACAGAAUGACAUUAGAGGACGCUACAGCAUAACGUCGACAACGCAAGCAAGAUGCAAGAUAUCCCAAACCUUUUCCCACUACAUUUGACAAACUGGUAUCAAAUAGGUUUGUGCUGUUAACUUUGAGAGCCAGUUUUGAAGUGAUUUGAACCAUUAUAUUCAGAAUGUCACUACUUUGAUAUAGCACAGGGUGGACUGAACAUGCUUUCAGAGCUCAUUAAAUACCACCGUACUGAAAUGAGCAACAGUACAGUGAAACACAUCUGUAUGAUAUAUUGUAGCAUUCAUCUUUUAAUUCACUCAAUAGGAGUUGUUUCAGCCCGCUGUGACAGAUGUUGCCAAGGGAACAAUUCUCUCUUAUCAGUUAAAGCCUCAUGUUGACAAGCUUUUGAAAACAGCUUUGGUCAGACAUGUCCUGAAUAUACAUCCCAAUAGCAAGUGUUUCUGUAUUCUACAUGUAUAUCCCCUUCAUAUCUUACCUCAAAUGAAUUUUUGCAUGUAUCAUAUCAGGACUACAGUAGCACAACAAGCUUGCUUUGUUUUGAAACGCUAAUUGUAAUGAAAAAAGCUAAACUAUAGUCUUUUGUUUUUGCAUACUUUGUAUGUGCUUGAAUAUUAGGAUAUUUAGAGGUUUAAAUACCUCAGAGUUGUAUAUAAAAUAUUAUUUUAUAGUAUUUUUAUUGAUUAUUUGGAUGAGGAAUAGUAGUUUGUACAAUAUUGGUUCCUUGUCUUAAACUCAGCUGUUUGAAUAUUACAAAUCAAUUGUAAGAGUUCUGAUUGUAAUUUUAAAUCUACUUCAGUACACAGUUCACGCAUUAUUUCACACAUUAUUCCAUUGUCAUAUGUGGGUAUUGUUUGUUAAAAAUGAACAUUUUAAUAAUGCUGUUAUAUAAUAUUGAUAAACAUAGUUUACUGUUUUGUCAUCUGUGUAUCUAUAUGGUUAAGUGUAGGCCAGACCUUCCCUGUUUGCCGUUUGACAGUGGUGAAUAGAAUAGGACUGAACUAAAAAAAAAUAACAUCCACUCCUCUGUCAUAGCACUCCUGAAACUGAACAAACAUGCACUUUCAAUCAACACAAACGCUUCAAUUUAAAAUACAUUCCAUUUUAAUGAAAGAAUGAAACUGUCUCCCGGACUCUAGAUCCAUAUGGAGUUUCAGGCGGUCAUCUGGUUCAGUGUCAGUCGUUCCUAGUUUCCGUUAGUGAUUAUUGAAGCUACAGGCUUGGAGUGGAUUCAAGGGCUUUUUGUGCAGUCUUAUUUAAGAUGCAGGUAGCUACCUUCAGCAGCCAUCCAAGGUGAUCUCAACAAGUGGUUCUGCAUGGUUUCUUAAUCGAUACUGACUUCCACUAAUCCUCCUAAAAACACAAAUGAUCUGCUUUCAGGAAAUUAGAGACACCUCAAUCAGCUUUUAUUGACAUGAAUCACUGUGUUGAACCGUGGUCUGGUCUGUGGAAAUCUUUAGCUUAAAUAUAUAAAUAUAUAUUUUUUCUGUAUGAACAAGUUCAUUGUUUAAGUAAAGUGCCAUCUAAAAGUAUUCACACCCCUUCACUUUCUCCACAUUUAGAUGUGUUACAAACUUAAUAAAGAAUUGGUUAAAUAUUUAUUUUGCCAUCACAAUAACACAUGAGGAUAAAGUGCUGAAAAGCAUCCCCAUAGCAGGAUACACCUACACCAUGCUUCACUGUAGCGGUGGUAUAAGCCAGGUCAUGAGCGGUGUCAAACUAUUUGGAAGAUGGUUGUCCUUCUGGCAGGUUCUCCCAUCUCUGCAGAGAAACGCUGAAGCUCUGUUAGGGUGGCCAUUGGGUUCUUGGUCACCUCCCUGCUUGGUUACUUAUUUUGGCCAGCUCUAAGUAGUUGGUUCCAAACCUCUUCAAUCGUGCCAUCUGUGCUCCUCCGAUCUAUGAAUGCUUUAGCAUUUUUCUUAUAGCCUUACCUAGAUCUAUGCCUCGGCACAGUUCUACAGGUCUAGAGAGUUCCUUGGAGUUCAUGGCUUAGUGGUUGCUCCAACAUGCAUUGUGAUCUGUGGGACCUUGUAUAGACUGGUGUUGGUCUUUCUAAAUCAUGUCCAGUCCAUUUGACACAGAUGGUCAAUCAAAGAUGGUCAAUCAAAGAUGGCCAAUAAAAGUCCCAACAUUUCUCAGUGUCAUGGCAAAGCGUCUAAAUCCUUAUGUACAUGAUAUAUAUAUGUAUAUAUCGAGAGAGAAAGAGAGAUUUUUAUAGGCACAUUUCUGAAAGGUAAAGGGGUCUGAAUACGUUCUGAUGGCACUGAACAUCAACUUAUUUUAUAAAAAAAAUGUACGAUUAUUUGUAAGAUUGUGUUUAUGUUCUAAAUUAUGUUUGUUUCAAUUAGUUAAAAUAAUUUAUUGAAUUUCUUUAUUGCUGUUAUAAAUAAAAUGCCCUAAUGCUGAAGUGUUAUUUGUCAGAGUAUGAUAGAUUGUGCUGAAACUGCAGGUAUAAAACAUCUGCGUUCUGAGACAAAUGUGCUGCGGUUUCCCUCGAGUGUUCUUACUGCACCCAACCUGCACGAACAAGACAAAAUGUCUUUAGAGGGUUUCCAAUUGAUUUUCUCUUAAGAAGCUAACAGUGUAACCACUUUGGUUUUAUUUUAUUGAAAGGAUAGUAUACUGCACUGCAACUGAAACUGUAGAUCAAAGUCACAGUAAAAUGUAUCUGCAUUGCCUCACACUUCUUUUAGGGAUGUUUGGCCACCAAUUUGCUAAAGAGUACUCACCAAAGCCAUUCUCCUCUCCAUGCCCUAUAUAAUACUGAACAAUAUUUUGCCACAUUCUUACUGGAAACUCCUAGAAACGUUUGUAUGAACAUUAAAAUAAUUGGAUGUGGUAACAAGAAUACUGUAGCCCUACCGUCGUGAGAUAAAAUGUCUGUAAUUUAUGUAAAAAUGCAACUAGAAUUAAAGAUUUAUUUCAUUAUUUUAAUAAUGUAAAGUUCUUAUGUGUUGUUUUCAGAAUCUAAAAUGCACGGAUCAGGAAAAUGUUUAAAAGUAAAAUGACAUAGUGGUACCAUAAAGCAAGUUGAGUCCUUUUAGAUAGUUAUAGUCUACUGGGAUUGAUAUAGCUAAUACACAUACCCCAGAACACAUUUAGCCAGAAAGAUUUGGAUUUUUCUUUCAAUUCUGUCCUCGUACCCUCUUGAAUGCACAGAGGAGGAGGGUAGUCUAGUCCUAGAUAUUCCUGGGACCACUUCCAGUGGGAACUCCAUUAGGUCAUCCAAUGGGAACCACUUUAGGGGUCAUCCAGUAGGAGCCACAUUAGAAGUCAUCCAACGGAAACCACAUUAGACAUCAUCCAGUGGGGACCCCAUUAGGUCAUCCAAUGGGAACCACUUUAGGGGUCAUCCGGUAGGAGCCACAUUAGAAGUCAUCCAACGGGAACCACAUUAGACGUCAUCCAGUGGAGACCCCAUUAGGUCAUCCAAUGGGAGCCACAUUAGAAGUCAUCCAACGGGAACCACAUUAGACAUCAUCCAGUGGGAACCACAGAGGUUAUCCAAUGGGAACCACAUUAGAGGUCAUCCACUGGGGACCCCAUUAGAUGUCACAAAAUAAUGACCACAUUAGAUGUCAUCCAGUGUGAACCCCUUAGAUGUCAUCCAGCGUGAACCCCAUUAGAUGUCAUCCAGUGUGAACCCCAUUAGAUGUCAUCCAGUGUGAACCCCAUUAGAUGUCAUCCAGUGUGAACCCCAUUAGAUGUCAUCCAGUGUGAACCCCAUUAGAUGCCACAGUGACAAAGAGCUAACAUCAUCGAUCAUGCUGCUACUUAUACCAACCUCCUUCAAAGGUCUCCAAUAUGAAUGACUGAACAGAACAUGGAUUUAAAACAAAAUGUCACAUAACCAUUGACCCUGAAUUACUUCUGAACUUCUGUAAUAUGGAGAGGUUAGAUUCUGUCUUAUGUACUGUAAGGUUUCCAUCAGCACAAGAUGUAUUUUAGGAUCCAGUUCCGUUACCGUAAGUAAAUUACAACUGUAAAUCACUGUGCACAAUGGCACUGUGUCAAACCACAAUCAUUGCUGUACUCGAAAGCAUGUCAUGUCAUUCUAAAGCAUGUCAUGUCAUUCUAAAGCAUGUCAUGUCAUUCUAAAGCAUGUCAUGUCAUUCUAAAGCAUGCUUAUCAUGCUGAUUUGUUGCCUUCCACCAAUACAAUUGUUGCUGCGGGUUGUUCUGAAAACAUGAAAAAUAAACAGAUGCUGAGGUACUAAAAGAAUGGCAGUAUUUCCAAAAUCUGUACAUCUGUCAUACUAAAUGACACUCCUUAUUCUACUGUCACCUCAGGCACCUAAGCAGGAUGUCUUACAUAAUAAUCUGUUCAGUUUAUUUUAACCCUAGCGUUUUUUCUGGAGCAUUGUAGCGGUUGUCCUCCCAAAAGGCUCUACAGUCUGAAGGGGUUUGAAACACAAGCAGAGUCAGGCACACAGAACCAGGGAUAGAAAACAAACUCAAGCAAACAUAGUGGGUGGUGGACAGUUAACUGUAUAGAGGGGGUUUAGUAUACACAUGAAACAUGAACAUUUGGUGAAUCCUCGGCAUGUGUCGGCAAGAAAAUGUAAUGUUAUAUUAAAGGACAGGGUUGUUAUGGGAAACUACAUAGUGAUUUAAUCUAUAGUUUAAGUAGAGAUUGUGCACCAAUACAGCAUUUUGAAAGUCUAUUAAAUAAUCUUCAUUAAAUAAAAUGGUUUGGAUUUGUUGUAUGAUGAAGACCUGCAAUUAAGAAUAGCAUUUGAACAUGUCUUUAGUGUUUUUUUUACAAAUUCUAGGAAGACUUGAACCCAUUUGAACAACAUUUCUCAGAGUGUUUAAAAUCAUUGUACAGAACAAAUGUUCUUUCUUUGACAGUCAUUUCUAAAGAUUUUGGAGUAAUUAUUGAUCAA
Esox lucius (northern pike) is the source of this 9784-nucleotide messenger RNA. It is a transcript of the gene dab2ipa, whose product is annotated as DAB2 interacting protein a. The transcript is spliced from 16 exons. The record is from RefSeq and is a predicted model, not a curated record. Bases 1057 to 4572 code for a protein of 1171 amino acids. Gene Ontology annotation, biological process: regulation of GTPase activity. Lineage: Eukaryota; Metazoa; Chordata; Actinopteri; Esociformes; Esocidae.